ACCAUGGUCACAUAUUGAUUCGUGACAUAUCGCAUGAAGUACUCUGAUUUUUGCUUCUAUUCACAUAAUUUCUCCCAGUAUAUAUUUAGUCAAAACUUACCAACGUUGAAUAUUCAUUUCUUCUGCUUUCUUUCAUUUCAUUUCAACCUUGAAUCGUUAGAACAAUGCUUCAACUUGAAGUGCUUCUUCUCUAUCUCUUACCCGUUCUCUUGUUAAUCCUUCCCAUAAUACUCUUCUUCUUAACAAAAUCAAACAAGAAAGAAAAACAACUUUCUUCAUCUUCAAGCAACAACAUCACAAUCCCAAAAUCAUACCCACUUAUCGGCUCUUACUUAUCUUACAAAAACAACUUACACCGCCGCAUCCAAUGGCUCUCCGACAUCAUCCAAAUCUCCCCCUCCGCCACCUUCCAACUCGACGGCGCCUUAGGUAAACGCCAAAUCAUCACCGGAAACCCAUCCACAGUCCAACACAUUCUCAAAAACCAAUUCUCCAAUUACCAAAAAGGCACAUCCUUUACAAACACCCUCUCCGAUUUCUUAGGAACCGGAAUCUUCAACACCGACGGCCAAAACUGGAAGUUCCAAAGACAAAUCGCAAGCCACGAAUUCAACACCAAAUCAAUCCGUAACUUCGUGGAACACAUAGUCGACACUGAACUCACCAACCGAUUGAUCCCGAUCCUCAACUCAUCAUCCCAAAUAAACCAAAUCCUCGACUUCCAAGACAUUCUCCAACGUUUCACUUUCGACAACAUCUGCAAAAUCGCGUUUGGUUUUGAUCCAGAGUAUCUAACUCCGUCAGCGUCAAGUUCAACUAACCGAACCAAAUUCGCACUAGCAUAUGAAGACGCAAUGGAAAUAAGCUGCAAACGUUUCCGUUUACCGUUACCAAUCAUAUGGAAAAUAAAAAAAUACUUCAAUAUAGGUUCGGAGAAGCGUCUCAAGGAAGCAGUAACAGAAGUAAGAGAAUUCGCAAAAAAUAUAGUACGAGAAAAAAAACGUGAGUUAGAAGAAACAUCAUUGCUUCAAACAGAAGACAUGUUAUCGCGUUUUUUAAGUUCUGGUCAUUCAGAAGAAGAGUUUGUUACUGAUAUGGUAAUAAGUUUUAUAUUAGCAGGGAAAGAUACAACUUCAGCUGCAUUAACAUGGUUUUUCUGGCUAUUAUGGAAGAAUCCACAUGUUGAGGAAGAGAUAGUGAAGGAAGUGAGGAAAAAAUCUGAGUCGUUGGUUUAUGAUGAAGUGAAGGAAAUGGUUUAUACGCAUGCGGCGUUGAGUGAGAGUAUGAGAUUGUAUCCGCCUGUGCCAACGGAUAAUAAGGAAGCUGUGAAAGACGAUGUUUUACCGGAUGGGAGGUUUGUGAAGAAAGGGACGAUAGUGACUUAUCAUGUGUAUGCGAUGGGGAGGAUGAAGAGUUUGUGGGGGGAUGAUUGGGCUGAGUUUAGGCCGGAGAGGUGGUUGGAGAGAGAUGAGGUGAAUGGGAAAUGGGUUUUUGUGGGGAGAGAUUUGUAUUCUUAUCCGGUUUUUCAGGCUGGGCCUAGGGUUUGUUUGGGGAAAGAAAUGGCUUAUAUGCAAAUGAAAAGGAUUGUUGCUGGGAUUGUUGGGAAGUUUAAGGUGGUUCCUGAGGGGAAUAUGGAUGAACAUCCUGGUUUCAUUUCUUUUUUGACUUCGCAGAUGGAAGGUGGGUUUCAUGUCACCAUUCAGAAGAAGGUUCCUUGACUGAUUCAUGGUUGGUAGCAUCAUUCACGUUAAUUAUUAAUAGUAAUUGAUAGAAGAAUAAAGCAAAUAAAGUUGACUUGUUUGUUUGCUUUAAUGUUUAGAUUAAUUCUACAAUCUAGAGGCUUGAAUUUUAGGAUUGAAUAUGUAUACAGUACGUAUGAUAUAGCACAUUUUGUUUUGUUUGUUUGUCGGCUGUCGUUGUUGGAUGUUGCUUGAGGGAUGGUGUCAUGUUUUAUUUAUGGUAGGUACUUGGAGUUUGAUAAACACUUUGAUAGAAGUUUCAUUGAAUUUGUAUUCAUCAUUCAUUUAUUUAUUACUGUUUAAUUUUCUGAAUAUUAAUUUAUUUUUAAUGUAUUUAUAUUUGAAAUAAAUUUAAGAGUA
Vicia villosa (hairy vetch) is the source of this 2099-nucleotide messenger RNA. RefSeq names its product cytochrome P450 94A1-like. Bases 165 to 1718 code for a protein of 517 amino acids. Gene Ontology annotation, molecular function: monooxygenase activity; oxidoreductase activity, acting on paired donors, with incorporation or reduction of molecular oxygen; iron ion binding. The record is from RefSeq and is a predicted model, not a curated record. The transcript has a single exon. NCBI's taxonomy places the organism in Eukaryota, Viridiplantae, Streptophyta, Magnoliopsida, Fabales, Fabaceae.